AACAGUUGAUACUCUGAACCCUUCAGAUAUCAUACAAAUAUGGAUGUCUUCAAAUCGUUGACGUUUCUGUUGAUCUUUUCGUUUGCCUCGGCAAUACUGGAGAAUGAUAUUGGAGUACAUUGUACAUUCCCGCCUUCAUGGCAGAGCCGGGUUUUCUUUGAUUCUGGUGAGCUGAUCAUGUCAAUACCUGAACUGAUGAACGCUACAGGAACAUACUACUAUGACUACCCCAGUCAACAGAUGAGACUUGACCUCAAUGGCACGGCGUCUCUAGGCAACGUAACCUUUUCAAAUACUUACAUAUGGCAUUUUAAUGAGAGCACAGUUUAUAGUAUCGAUAACAACAACCAUACAUGUGACAAGGACAAGGACAGUGACUAUAUAUGGAAUCCCUGGAACGGCGUACCAUUGGACGCCCACUCGGAUUGGCAUGGCGGCGUGGGGGACUUCCAGGAGAACACAGAACACUUCACGUUGAUCAGGAAAGAACCUUACGCCGACGUCAUCUUAACACUCGAUGUUAGAGCAGGAUACGUCUGUCCACCUGUUCGUUAUAUAAUCCAAGACAAAGAUUACGAUCCUGCAAGCGGAGUGAUAGUCAACUACGAGUUUCUUGAUCCACAGGAUCUUUCAGACCCCAGUGUGUUUAUCCUGCCCUCAAGUUGUGCUAAAGCAACAUCGACAAAGUACAACCAAAUCAGGAGAAAAAAUCCAAGGUCACGAUUUCUCCGACUCUUUAUGGGAUAGUCACGUGGAAGAAGAAGCACUAAAACACAACAGAAGGACAAUUGCGAAGUUUGUGAACACGAUUAAUUUAAUUUUCUCAAUACUGUAUUUAGGGUAUUUGUUAUCUCUUAUCUCAAAAACAAUAAAAUAAAAAUGAA
Messenger RNA from Pecten maximus, 884 nucleotides. RefSeq lists its product as uncharacterized. Gene Ontology annotation, molecular function: calcium ion binding. The record is from RefSeq and is a predicted model, not a curated record. Lineage: Eukaryota; Metazoa; Mollusca; Bivalvia; Pectinida; Pectinidae. Bases 40 to 747 code for a protein of 235 amino acids. The transcript has 5 exons. Gene Ontology annotation, cellular component: extracellular region; lysosome. Gene Ontology annotation, biological process: cell-matrix adhesion.